AUGUAUUUUCUUGUCUGUCUGUAUCUAUCUAUCUAUCUAUCUAAAUCUAUUUAUUUAAAUGUAUUUUCUCCUUAUCUGUCUAUCUAUGUAUAUGCAGCUUCCUUAUCUAUCUAUCUAUCUAUCUAUCUAUCUAUCUAUCUAUCUAUCUAUCUAUCUAUCUAUCUCAGUCUGUUCAUUAUCUAUCUAUCUAUCUAUCUAUCUAUCUAUCUAUCUAUCUAUCUAUCUAAAUGUAUCUUCCUCCUUGUCUGUCUGCCUAUGUAUAUAAAUGAACCUUCCUUGUUGUUUAUCUAUCUACGUGCUUGUCUACCUCUUCUCUCGUUCUUUCUGAUUCACCUUCUUUCCUUCUCUCUCUAUCUCUUUCUCUUUCUCUUUCUCUCUCUCUCUAUUUACACUGUUCUAUAUUCGCCUGCCCUUUUACCAACACCCCCCAUCCCACCUCUCUCUCUCUCUCUCUCUCUCUCUCUCUCUCUGUGUCUCUCUCUCUCUCUCUCUCUCUCUCUGUCUCUCUCUCUCUCUUUCUUUCUUUCUAAUAUCUCGAUCUUUCCUUUCACUUUGAUGUGUCUAUUUCACACUGCAGUUUCAUCACAUUCGACUUCUGCAUAG
Acanthosepion pharaonis is the source of this 603-nucleotide messenger RNA. NCBI's taxonomy places the organism in Eukaryota, Metazoa, Mollusca, Cephalopoda, Sepiida, Sepiidae. The record is from the annotation of a GenBank genome assembly.